Messenger RNA from Rotaria sp. Silwood2, 3193 nucleotides. NCBI's taxonomy places the organism in Eukaryota, Metazoa, Rotifera, Eurotatoria, Philodinida, Philodinidae. The record is from the annotation of a GenBank genome assembly.
AUGUAUCAAAUUAAUUUUAUUUAUAUCUAUUUAGCUAUUCGCAAGCAUAAGAGCAUUAAUCAAUUGGACAUCGCAACCGUGAUACAUUAUUUACAAAUCGUGCGUUAUUAUAAUGAUGUACAAACUGCACCGCUUGAUUUAUCAAACAAACCACCUCAAUCUCCUUCAAAUAUUAGACGAUCAAUGUCCGUUAAUGAUUUAUUGCCAUCACUUCAUGAUUCAGUCGCAAAAAUUUAUCCCAUUCUUGGCAGUUCAAAUCCAAUAGAUUAUCGUUAUAAACCAGUAAUGAUUAUUAUACCACCGAAAACACAAUGGCAUUAUCGAAGUAUAAAAGAUCUUGCAAAAAAUCAUAUUCCUUUAUUAUCUGGCGAUGGUCCUCAACGAACACCAAUCCGAGUAACAGUAAGCUUUAUUAUAAUUAUCAUGACUAAUCAUCAGAUAAAAGCCUAUAUUAUUCUUAGGUUCCAGAGCAAUCUUCGCAACCGAUGUAUCUUUGCAUUGAAGUUGUGACUUGUGAUUAUCAACCUCAUGAUUCUAAAGUAAUUGUACCACACAAAACACGAGUGCGAGCAGAUCAGCUAACUCAUGAUAACAAUCUUCACUGUUUGAAUUUCAAUGAAUGUAAUUCAACAGACUAUUUUGAUCCAGUUAGAAAACAUGUCUAUUUACAGAUAACUGCAGAAGAACAUAGAGCUCAAUUAAAAGAGUAAGUGAUUGAUUUUCUUCUUUUGAACGAUUUUAUUAUCAAUUUUACAUAUUAUAUUUAGCGUACGAGUUUACAUGUUUAAUUUAUAUCAAAAUCAAACGAUAAACAAAGACAUAAUCUCAACUAAAAAACUUGAUUCAUGCCGAAUAAGUUUCUGGCUAUGCUUCUACGAAAAUGAACGCUAUAUACCUAUUUCUGAACCAUCAUUUUCCUGUAUUAUUCAAGAGAGUAAGCAUCAUUAAUUCUUUCUAUUUUUCGCACCAGUCCUCUAUUCUGAAUAGAAAAAAUGAACAAUCGAUCCCGUCUAACACAGCAAAUAAACAGUCAAGACAAUACGCCUCUGGAGCAAUCGAUGUUCUCCUUAACGUAUUCCAAUCAACAUAGUAAAAAUACUGAUAAUGAGAGUUGAUGAUGAUUCAAGUUAGAAUUCUUUUUUGCAACUGAUGAUAGUGAACGCAUUUUGACAACAAGAUAAAUCUUAUUUCUCACGUAUUUUGAAUCAGAUUUUAGAACUUUUUUUUGUAUAUAUAUACGCGUUUUAGUAAACAUUCAUUAAUAACAUAUUGUUAUACGAUCAGUGAAUCGCUCAAAGAUUUGAGCAUUAAAUAAAAACGUUUUUUCUAUCGAUAUUAGUAAAAUAUGUGAAUAGUCACUUUGAAAUUACUCUGAAAGAGAACAUAAGUACCGACUGUUCAUAAAAAUUUACAAACCAUCACGAAUAGCUUCUUUUCACGGAGAUCUUUUAUUGAGAACUACUUUUCUAAAUUUAUUCAACUCGAAUAAAAACUAUUGCCUUAAUAUCAAAAGACCAAAAAACUGUAAUUAUAGUAUUAUUUUUCUAUAUUAUCGUUUUAGAAACAAAUUAUUUUUUUGUGAGUGCUGUUAGAAAUGAUCUACGUUUCUUCGGUUGACUCGGUUUUCGUGAAGCUCGUAGGAAAAUAUAAAAAUCAGCUGUUGCUUCACUUGGUGGCUUUGGUAUUCAAAGAGUAAUAGAUCUGAACGAUCUUAUUACGCUCUCGUAGUAUUGUAUGCUGGACGGUAUUUGAUGAUCAUAUUGAAAUCUAAACAAAGAUCUCAGUUGAAGUUAUCCAUAAUAUGAGUUUUUUUCACCUGGUAAGAGGUGCGACUGAUUCGAGGUUGUACAGAGUCGGCAUAAAUACCGAAAUAUUGGCAGUGAAGUCACUGAUCAAUAAACUGAAACUGGCACAUCUCAAGAUCAAUUUUCAUACUCCUGAGUCAUACGAUGAUCAAAUUGACUCAUUUUUCUGUGACGUUUUCUGCUAGUCGAUAUUGUUAAUAGUAUCAUAAAAAGAUUUCAGACUGUCUAGUUCAGAACAUCUAUAUGAUAUUUAUAGAAAACUGAAACACCCCCUUGCUGUUCACAUGGCUGACAGACAGCCAUAUAAAUAGUAAAAGAUGAUUUCGAAACCUAUUUACUUGAUAUUGAUUUAAUCAAUUGGGGGUAUAAGUAUGGCUAUUUAUUGGUGUUGGCCUGCCGUUGACCUAUAGUCAGAGCCAUCCGAUAUAUAACCGGUGCAAUAAUAAUGUCAAAAAACAAUUUGUUUUAAAAACUGAACAUUUAAACUAAAGUUCCAGAACUAAGAACGUCUUUGUAAAGGAGCUUCUUCCCUAAGUGGCGUAGUAGUAAAAAGUCCAGGCUUAAAUGUACACUCAUAUAAUGCUUGUAAUAAAUUCCAAUAAUACGGUCUUCUGACUUUUCUUAAUUUUUUUCGUCUAAUCCAUGAUAAAAAGCAAGUGAAUGAAUUUGAUGAAAUGCAAUUUUUCUAAAAGGAACAAAUACAUAAUGAAUUAAAUUCUAUUAAAUGAAAUUACUUUUGCUUGAUUAUUGAGCCACAUAUAUAAUAUGCAUAAUUGUGUAUCCAAUCUGUAAGUAAAAUUGUCUUUGAUUAAGUUAGUAUUCUCACAAAUCCAUUCCAUUGAAAUAUUUGUUUUUCUAUUAUAAUGAAAUUCUGUACCCGAUAAAUAUUUCAAUCGAUUUAUAAUAUAUGCUAUCUCAUUUUGGUCAUAUACAGAAAUUUUUGAAUGUUCAAGUGAUGGAAAAAUGGAGCAUAUUCGAUCGAUAUCAUCUACUUGUUUUAUUUGAAGUUUACGAAUUGAAUAAAAUGGAAAAUAUCCUUUACAGCCAUUUAAUGAGCAUAGAGUGAGUUCAGAUAUAUUUGGAUUAUAAUAAACAUAAGUUUCUCCCAAUCUAUAUCUCUUUGGAAUAUCAAAUGACGAACGGUUGUAUAAUCAAGUACACGAUGGCAUUCCCAUGAAAAAAACAAAUAUUUAUCAGGUGAAAAAUAUAAUGUGUCACAAUUAUUAUUAUUAUAAUGCUUUUAUUUCAUAGAGAAGUGUGUGGUGCGUCCUCACGCUUCAAUGUCAUGAACGAACAUCGUCCCUUUGACAAGAAAGGAAAAAAAAAAACCACAUAAAUUACACAUUAGCUUUAGUUGUAACUGACAGUUUAAAAAGUUGAAAUUGAAU